Encephalitozoon cuniculi GB-M1 is the source of this 633-nucleotide messenger RNA. RefSeq lists its product as uncharacterized. Lineage: Eukaryota; Fungi; Microsporidia; Unikaryonidae. The transcript has a single exon. Gene Ontology annotation, molecular function: S-adenosylmethionine-dependent methyltransferase activity. The record is from RefSeq and is marked provisional. The coding region runs from base 1 to 633 and encodes 210 amino acids.
AUGGAUGACCCUAGUGGGUUUGAAGAAAGAUUUGUGCAUAGAUUCUAUGACGAGAACUCUCGGGAGUUUUCUGCAACAAGAAGGAGGCACUGGGGAAUGACAAGGAGAUUCCUGGAUAACUAUUACACUCGGGAGUCCAUUGUGCUUGAUGCAGGAUGCGGAAAUGGAAGGUCCUUCCUGGUGCCGUGUAUGGUUGGGAUGGACUACUGCCUUGGCCUCCUAAACGAUGCCCGGGCAGCAGGCGGCCAAGGACUGGUAAGGGGAGAUGUCCUGGAGCUUCCUUUUGUGGACUGCAGCUUCGAUCUCGUACUCAGCGUUGCUGUAAUCCACCACCUCAGCACACGGUGCAGAAGGGAGAGGGCAAUGAAGGAGAUGAGAAGAGUCCUGAAGGACGGAGGCAAGAUGCUUCUGUAUGUGUGGGGGAGCUCGGCAAAGAGCAAAAGGAAGUUCUCGAGGGCAGCUGGUGGGUCUGAGCAGGACUAUCUUGCAACAUGGAAUCUCCGGAGCGAUACCAAGAGAUACUACCAUCUCUACGGCAUGGAGGGCCUACUGGAGCUCUGCACCGAUUCUGGAUUUAAGGUCCUGGACCAUGGGACCGAGGAAGAAAGUCUGUUUGCGGUUCUGGAGAAGUAG